Culex pipiens pallens (northern house mosquito) is the source of this 1490-nucleotide messenger RNA. Its product is annotated as CLIP domain-containing serine protease B8-like. Bases 105 to 1439 code for a protein of 444 amino acids. Gene Ontology annotation, molecular function: serine-type endopeptidase activity. NCBI's taxonomy places the organism in Eukaryota, Metazoa, Arthropoda, Insecta, Diptera, Culicidae. Gene Ontology annotation, biological process: proteolysis. The record is from RefSeq and is a predicted model, not a curated record. The transcript has 4 exons.
UCUCGUGUUGUUGUUUAUGUCGCGCAGUUGUUUUUGUUGACACUCAACGCGGUUCCGCGCACUCGAUCAGCUGUAGACCACGCCGUCGGGCCCAAAACUGGUUCAUGACGUCACCCACUGCCACCACUACUGUAUGCGUAUACGUCUUGUCCGAUCCAAAACCUGAUCUUCUCGCCGCGAUACUCAGACAUUGUGUGUAUCUUGGUGGUGAAGAUCAGUCCACGAUCGAGUUCGCGUUGGUGAGGAUGUUCUUCGUGACCACGCUGCUUUUGGCCGCCACCGGUGCACUUGCGUUCACCCUGCUGCCAUGUGAGAUACCGAACGAAACCCAGACCGGAUACUGCAUCGGAGCUGACGAUUGCCAGCCGUAUCAGACGCUUAAGGAGUCGAUAAAGGGAAGUAACGAUGUGACGACCGCUGCGUUCCUGCAGCGACUCAACUGCUCCAAAACCGGAAUUUGCUGCAAGUCCAUGCCAACGUACGACAAUCCGCACGUUCAAGUGUUUGAGAGCUCGACGAUCGCGUCAAGGCUGUCGGUGGAGGAGCAUAGUGAACCUGUGCGCUACACGGCCUCGAACUGUGGCAUGGAGUCGACGGGCGAUCGAAUCUUUGGCGGUCAGGUGACCGGUAUCGAUGAGUUCCCGUGGUUGGCGCUGUUGUUUUACCAGCCGGCGGAUGGCGGUACGGUGGUGCCAUCUUGCGGGGGUGCACUGAUCGCGUCCCGUUGGGUUUUGACCGCGGCUCACUGCGUCAAGGGUAAAGGCUACCGAAGUCUUGGAACGCUAAAGUUUGUCCGGCUUGGUGAGAAUAACCUGGAGACACCCAAGGACUGCGAGUUGGACGUAGAUGGUCGUCAGGAAUGCGCUGACAAGCCGGUUGAUUUGGACGUGAUCAAGACCAUUCCUCAUCCAGACUAUGCGAGCCAGAGCUGGGACAAGUACAACGACUUGGCACUGAUCAAGCUGGCUAAGGAGGCACCCUUCACGGACUACAUUCGGCACCUUUGUUUGCCCGGGUACUACAACUUGACGGAACAGGUCGAACUGGCCACGGCUAGCAAGUUUGUGGUCGCUGGUUGGGGUCACACGGAUUAUUAUCAAACCGUUGACAGCGUCCCCAGCCAGAUCAAGCUGAAGGUAACACUCCCGUUCGUGACGAACGAGCGCUGCCAGGAGGUGUACGGUAACUAUUCGCUUCGGAUUGCGGAUACCCAGAUUUGCGCCGGAGGACAGAAAGCGCGUGAUACGUGUCGAGGAGACAGCGGAUCUCCACUGAUGUUCUACAACCGGCAGCAGUCGCGCUGGUUCACGUAUGGACUGGUUAGCCGUGGUCCGUCCACCUGUGGAACGGAUGGUGUUCCGAGUAUCUACACGAAUGUGUUCCGAUACGACGAAUGGAUUCGGGAGACCAUGGCCAAGGUGGAGAAAGAGGGAAACUGAUGACGGACAGGGGUUUGAUGUGUGUGCACAAUAAAGAAUGGAUUGAAUUUA